Messenger RNA from Prunus armeniaca (apricot), 1362 nucleotides. Lineage: Eukaryota; Viridiplantae; Streptophyta; Magnoliopsida; Rosales; Rosaceae. The record is from the annotation of a GenBank genome assembly.
AUGGGAGCCGUAGGGCAUUCCCUAGUCCCCCAAGUUGGCAAGCUAGAAGUUGCGUUAAUACUUAGAAGAUCUGCUCCACUUAUUCCUUCGGCAAGGAUGCCCAAGGUUUGGGCUCUAGUCUCUUGCCAAGAAAGCUGGGCCUUUUUGAGUGGGUUUUGGCAAAGAGGUUGGGCUUCAACAGGGCUUGGGAGAUGGAGUGGGGUGAGUUCUCUUCGAGGCUACCUUUCUCUGUGCUCGACCCUUGCCAUUCGGCAAGGGUGGAUUGAGAAAGUUUGUGUGGUUUCGGUCACGACUUCUGUCGCAGCUUCAGCCAGGGCUGUGCAGGCAGAGAACUGUGAGGUCUCACGGGUGGAGUUGGGCGUUGAGACAACUGCGGGGAGGAAGAGUUUUUUGACGGCGGCUGUCGUUCGGCAAGGGCAGCCUAUGCAUUCGCCGACUCAAUCAAGUGUUCUCAAGGGCUUGGUUUUGCCAAGGCUUAGAGCUGAGUCAGCAAGGCUUGGGCGAGGUGAGAAUUUUUGUGGCCCUGUAAUUGCUUCUUCACUGGCCUUGCCAUUCGGCAAGAAAGUGAGAAGGAGAAAAGAGAUUUCCGACGAGAUUUUGGUGGUGGUGCUUGUGGCCAAGGUGAUUUCCAGCGUCAUUCCGUGGUGGUGCAAACAAGAUGAGAGUUCCCAGACAGAGGGUUUGGUAGAAGGUCUUGUAGAAGCUAGGAUGGUAGUUCAUGAGAGUGGAAGGAGUGAGCCACCAGUAAACUCUAGGUCAGAGGCAUAUAACGAGAUGCAGAGGAAUUAUAAAGUGUUAGAGGCCAUAGUUGAUCGGGUUCUAGCUAUGCCUCGUUCACCAGAGGUGGGCUCGAGCAACCAGGCAUCACCAUCAGGGUCUGUGGGUAUAGCCGUGGCUUCAGCUUCAGAGGGGGUGGACAUCCGGGUUGGUGUCCCUUUGGCUAGGAUGAAUAUUCUGACAGAAGUAAAGUUGGCUGAGCUUCAGACAAAUUAUAGUGUUCCACCCUAUGUGGGUUUGAGGUUACCCAUUGCAGCUGAUGUGGUUAGAUACCCUCCAGAAGGUUCAGUGAUGAUUUUUAGGGAUAUGUAUCAGCAUGGCUUCAAACUACCGUUGCAUCCUUGGGUGCAGAUGAUGUUGGCCAAGCUGGGAUAUGCGCCGGGGCAGUAUAAUCCCAACUUUUGGCUUCUUCUUCAUGGGGUGUAUAUAGCUUGGUGGUUGGUUGGGUUGGGGGAGCCGACAUUUGAGCAGUUUAUGUAUCUCUACUCGAUCUCCAAGCAACAAGGAAGUUUUGGCUGGGUACAAGCCAAUUGCCGAAAGGCAAAGGAGAGGGGUUACUUCAUUGGUCACAAGCCUUCUACUUAG